AUGACAACAACAGAAGGGAAAGGAAAUGUAAUAGAUUUUAUUCAUAAUGGUGAAUGGACAUUAGACAAUGACAAAGAAUUUCUUGAAUACAUGAAAGGAAUCCAUAAUACAAUAUUAGAAUCUUGUAAUCAACUUACAACCCAAAUACAAGAAGCAACAAAAAAUAUCAAUCUCCUUGAAUUACAAGUUCGAUCAACAGGAGAUAAAUUUGUAUAUAUUAGUCAAUCUCAAUAUCUUGAAAAUAAAGUAGCUGAAUAUGAAAUCAAAGAAGAUGAUAAAAAAAGAAGUACAGAAAUAAAAGAUAUUGAAGAUGACAAAUUAUUUGAAAUUGCACUUGAAAAAGGACUUCAAAUGAUUAAUGGAAUUAAUAUCAAUGAAGGAAGGAAUUUUGUUGAUGAAAUUGAGUAUAUUGGAUAUCCUCAAUUAUCUAAACAACAAGAACAUAAGCAAGAGAAUACAACAGAAUCAAAUCAAAUAACUACUUCUGUAUCACAAAUUGGAGAAAUUAAAACUGGAGAAAUUCCACCACCACCACCAUUACAUAUUGAUUCAACAGGAAACCCAAUUUUAUCAUCUUCACCAAGAAUCAAUUCUGAGAAACAAGAACAAGAAAUUCAAGUAAUUUCAAAAGAACAACAACAAGAUGAAGAAACUACAAAGAAAAUAUCAAUUAUAGAAGAAAUUAAACAAAAAGGAUUCAGAUUACCACAACCAGGAGAUAACAUAGAUUCACCAACAAUCAUUUCUAAUCCCAAAAUUGAAAAGAAAGAAGAAACACUAAAUAACAAAAUACAUGAAUCUGAAAAGAAGGAAGAACAAAUUGAUGAUGUAACUAAAUUAUUAAUAGAAUCAAAACAUAAAAGAGAAACUACUUCAAAUAAAUUAUCAAAUAUACUAAGUUUCGAUGAUGAAAGUGUUGAUUUUAAAACAAAAACAAUAGAAAAAAAGAAAGAAGAUUCACAAAAAAAAGUAAAAGAAAAGAAGAAGAAAGUUGAAUUUGAAAAUUUAUUUGAUGACAAAGAAGAUGUUGAUGUUUUAGAAAUAUUAGCUUCUUCACUUGACACAAAAAAAGAAACUAAGACAAACACAACUCAACAUCAAGAUGAAAAGAAAAAAACAUCAGAAGAUUUUAUUGAUUUAUUACUUGAAAAGAAAGUAGAAGCAAAAGAAAAGAAACCAACAAAAAAGAAUAAGAAGAUUGAUGUUUUGUUUAAUGAUGUUAAUGAAGAACUUGACUUCUCCCAACAAAACAAAACCCAAACACCAAUAGAAAGGAAAGAGAAUAUUCAAGAAGAAAAAAAAGAAUUAACUAAAAUGAAUCUAGAUCCUUUAUUUAGUGAUGUUAUAAUCAACCAACCUGAAACCAAAAGAGAAGAGCCAACAACAACUCCACUAUCUUCAGAAAAGAAAAAAGAACCCAAAAUUCAAAACAAUCAAUCAAAACAAGAGAUUACUAAGAAAGAAAUAAAAGUAGAUAAUUUAUUUGAAGAUAUUGGAAUUCAAUCCAACUCUCAACCAACUAUGACUAAUCAGAAUAAACAAAUAUCAGAAAGAAAAGAUAAACCAAAAAUUGAUAAUCUUUUUGGAGAGUAUACCAUUAAAUCUCAAGAAAAUAAAGUUGAAAAGAAAACACCCACAACAGAUGAUCCAUUGUUUGGAUCAACAGUUCUUAAGAAUGAAGUUAAAACCGAAGAGGAGUCUCACAAGAAGACUAUUGACAAUCUCUUUGAAGAUGAUAACACUCAAGAAAAGAAAACAGAGAAUCAAACAAAUCAAGACAAAAAAGGACCAAACAAACAAAAGAAAGAAAUUGAUGAUAUCUUUAAUAUUGAAACACCAACAAAACCAUCUGAUAAUGAAAAAGUAACACCUCAACAUCAACAAAACUCAAAAAAGAUAGUUGAUGAUUUGUUUGAGAUUGAAUCAAAGACAAAAGACUCAACUAAAAAAAUACAAGAACCUAAACAACACCACAAAAUAGACAUUGACAAUCUAUUUGAAGAACCAAAGAUCAUUUCAGAUAUCAAUAAUACAAAGAAUAAACACAAAAAAACAAAAAUAGAUGAUUUAUUUGGAGACACAAAAGUAGAAGAUACUGAACAAGUAUCAACAAAUGAAAUAAAAGUAAAGGACUUAUUAGAGGGUAGUCAACCAAAAGAGGUUAAGAAAGAAGAAACUAAAAAGCAUGGACAAACAAAGAAAAUUAAUGACUUGUUCUCCCUUGAUGAUAACUCUAACCCACAAGAAGAAAAAAAGAAAAAUAAGACAAAGACAAUACAAGUUGAUGAGUUAUUUGAAGAUGUCAAUACAACAAUAAAACAAACCAAACAACAAGAAGAAAAGAAAGACCAAUCUAAAAAGAAGAUAGAAAAUAUCUUUGAAGAAGAAACUAAGAAACAAGAAAUAAAAAUUCAAGGAAGUAAGGUAUCUAGUAAAAUUGAAGCAUUGUUUUCAACAAAAGAAGAACCAAAGAAAAAACUAGUUAGUGAUAAUGAAACCAAAACAGAAAAAAUGACAAAAACACAAACAAAAACUAAAUUAGAAGGGAUUUUUGGGAAUAAACCAAUCAUGGGAGGACCAACACCAAUAAGACCAAAACCAGUAGAACAGAAAAUUGAAGAGGAUAAUGAAGAAACAAUAGAAAUUCGACAUGAUGGUAAAAUUAGUAGAAGAACUGUAUCGGGUCCAAAAGGAAGAAGAAGACCAACAAUGAAAAAAGUUCAAUUCGAUGAACACACUGAACGACUCAUAAAAGAAAUCAAUGACAAUAAGAUACAAGAAAAUAAUAAAGAAAGGAUUCAAGAUUUAUUAGAUGGCAAAGAAGUCAAACCUAUUAGAAUAGAUGAUAUUAAAAAACAAGAGGAUAUUGAAUCGACAAAAGAAUUUCAUGUAUUAGAUAAAGAUAAAGAGGAAGGUACUGGGGAUAGUGAUGGGUUUAUUAUUGAAGAUGACCAACCUUCAAAGAUCAUAAACAUUAAUUCUAAAGAAAAUAACAUUAAAGAAAAUGAUACUGAACAUAAGGAACAAAUAAAAAGUGGUGAUACAACAAUAAUAGAUGAAUUAUUUGAAGAGAAGGAAGAAGAUAAAACAAAAGAAGAAGAUAUAAUUAAGAAGUCAGAAAAACCAAUUGAUAAUAGUAAAAUCUGUUCAGAAUUUGAUUUUGAUGAUUUCUUUUAA
Entamoeba dispar SAW760 is the source of this 3177-nucleotide messenger RNA. Its product is annotated as major antigen, putative. The coding region runs from base 1 to 3177 and encodes 1058 amino acids. The record is from RefSeq and is a predicted model, not a curated record. NCBI's taxonomy places the organism in Eukaryota, Evosea, Mastigamoebida, Endamoebidae. The transcript has a single exon.